AGAAAUGCCAAGCUCCAUUUUGUUUCGCUUUGCUCUAUCUAUAAAGUCUUCACAAAAGCGUGUUUCCUGCCGUUUUCUCCAGAGACACAUCCAGGACCAGCAAAAAUCCACCAAUGUGGUCUACCAGGCCCACCAUGUGAGCAGGAAUAAGAGAGGACAAGUGGUUGGAACGAGGGGAGGAUUCCGAGGAUGUACCGUGUGGCUCACAGGUCUCUCUGGUGCUGGAAAAACCACCAUAAGUUUCGCCUUGGAGGAGUACCUGGUCUCCCACGCCAUCCCUUGUUACUCCCUGGAUGGGGACAAUGUUCGCCAUGGCCUCAACAAGAACCUGGGAUUUUCUGCUGGGGACCGAGAAGAGAACAUCCGCCGGAUUGCAGAGGUGGCCAAGCUCUUCGCUGACGCCGGCCUGGUCUGCAUUACCAGCUUCAUUUCCCCAUUCACAAAGGAUCGUGAGAAUGCUCGCAAAAUCCAUGAGUUAGCAGGACUCCCGUUCUUUGAGAUCUUUGUAGAUGCGCCUCUAAACAUCUGUGAAAGCCGAGAUGUGAAAGGACUUUACAAACGGGCUCGAGCUGGAGAGAUUAAAGGAUUUACAGGCAUCGAUUCUGAUUAUGAGAAACCUGAAACUCCAGAAUGUGUGCUGAAGACCAACUUGUCUUCAGUAAGUGACUGCGUGCAGCAGGUGGUGGAGCUUCUGCAAGAGCAGAACAUUGUACCCCACACCACCAUCAAAGGCAUCCACGAACUCUUUGUGCCAGAAAACAAAAUUGAUCAAAUCCGAGCUGAGGCUGAGACUCUCCCGUCAUUAUCGAUUACCAAGCUGGAUCUGCAGUGGGUGCAGGUUCUGAGUGAAGGCUGGGCCACUCCUCUCAAAGGUUUUAUGCGGGAGAAGGAGUACCUGCAAAUUAUACACUUCGACACUCUGCUGGACGGCGUGGCCCUCCGUGAUGGAGUCAUCAACAUGAGUGUUCCCAUCGUGCUGCCUGUUUCUGCGGAUGACAAGGCACGGCUUGAAGGGCACAGCAAGUUCGCCCUGAUGUAUGAAGGUCAGAGGGUGGCUAUACUACAAGAUCCUGAAUUCUAUGAGCACAGGAAAGAAGAGCGUUGUUCCCGUGUGUGGGGAACAGCCACUGCAAAGCACCCCCAUAUCAAAAUGGUGAUGGAAGGUGGGGACUGGCUCGUUGGUGGAGACCUGCAGGUGCUGGAGAGAAUAAGGUGGAAUGAUGGGCUGGACCAAUACCGCCUGACACCUUUGGAGCUCAAACAGAAGUGGAAAGACAUGAAUGCUGAUGCCGUGUUUGCAUUCCAGUUGCGCAAUCCUGUCCACAACGGUCAUGCUCUGCUGAUGCAGGACACUCGCCGCAGGCUCCUGGAGAGGGGCUACAAGCACCCAGUCCUCCUGCUCCACCCUCUGGGGGGCUGGACCAAGGAUGACGAUGUGCCCCUGAACUGGAGGAUGAAACAACAUGCAGCUGUACUGGAGGAAGGAGUCCUGGACCCUAAAUCAACUGUUGUUGCCAUCUUUCCAUCUCCUAUGUUGUAUGCUGGCCCCACAGAGGUCCAGUGGCAUUGCAGAUGCCGGAUGAUUGCAGGGGCCAAUUUCUACAUCGUGGGCAGAGAUCCAGCAGGAAUGCCCCACCCUGAGACCAAGAAAGACCUAUAUGAACCUACCCACGGGGGCAAGGUCUUGAGUAUGGCCCCUGGUCUCACCUCUGUGGAAAUCAUUCCAUUCCGAGUGGCUGCUUACAAUAAAACUAAAAAGUCCAUGGACUUUUAUGAUCCAGCAAGGCAUGACGAGUUUGACUUCAUCUCAGGAACUCGUAUGAGGAAGCUCGCCCGGGAAGGAGAAGACCCACCAGAUGGCUUCAUGGCCCCCAAAGCAUGGAAAGUGUUGACAGAUUAUUACAGGUCUCUAGAGAAGAUCAACUAAGUGUCCAUGGUUCUAGUCUCUCUGAAAUGCUCUUUGACUAAUGAUUUUUUUCUAUUUCUGUGAUUAAAUGUUUUGUAUCCAAUUGCUCCUCAAUGAUUAAUUUUAAAGUUAGUAUUUUGUAAUGAGGUAAAAAGUUGUGCCUAUAAUUUAAAACCAACUUCAUUAUGUAUAUGAAAGUCACACUGGAGACUAAAUCUUAGGUAAAAACAAUAUUGUUAUACAUUCCAGAAUGAAGCAGUUGUAUUCUACUCCAUCCCAGCAGGUAUGUGUCAGACUUCUUUAAAAAUGUGACCAUGUGUCUAGUUGACAUGCCUAAACAGAAGCAUACUUUCAGCUUAAUUUUACCAAGCUGGAAUCCCAAUGUCACUUACUGGAAGUAAUAAACCAUACAAACAGCCUCUUCUGUACAACUUGACCCAAAAGAACCAACCAAAACAACUGCCACCUUGAAGAAAAUAUGGCUCACUACAGGAUUUUUACCUCAUGACUACAGUCUUGCUACCCAAUGUAUGAGUUGAAGACGCAACUGGAAGAAAUACAUGUGUGAGGGUGUGAAUCUUAAAGAAGUACGCAACUUACUUCUGUUGUGAAAAUGACAUAGUCUAGCAGGAAGCCAAGGUCUAAUGGCCUUCUAUGAAUAGUAACUUCAGUACAAUGGCACUUUUCAAUAGUGUAGUGUGCUUUGAUGAGAAUUUCUCCCAGGGACUAAUUCUCCAUCAGUGAAUAUUGUAGAAAACUACAUUCCCCACACUUUGCUGUGGCCAUAGUUACCUUGGAGAGGCUCCUAUUUGAUUGCAACUAUAACCAAAACUAACCCACAUAUUAAUCAGAAGCUAAAACUGUUGGUUUCUACAGAGAAGAUAAAAUCCAAACCUCAUUCGAGUGCACAGAGAUGAUCCAUACAUAAGCUUUGAGAGCUGCUGAGCACUGUAAUACACACAAUGGCCAUUACCAAAUACGACUGACAAUCAAGAGUGCCCAGCCCAUCACACUCCUGAGCUAGGUCCCUGUCUACAUUAGACAACACAGGAGCUGGUUCUAAUACCUUGAAGCUACUUAACGAAGUUCUCUUUGAGAAUGCUAAAGUGACCUUUUUAGAAACGGAAAGGUUCAGGGUAUCCCAAACUCUUAAUAUUACAGGUUUCCAGACUGUGCCUGUUGUGAAACAUCUUUUGAUGGUUUUAUUUUCUAAGAGGUAAUUCUUGUAUUUUAUGUGUGGUUCAUUGUUGCCAAGGAGAAUAUAGAAGAAAAAGACCACAAACUGAAAAGAUAAGCUGUGAUUUUUUUCAUACUGCCAGAUUUUUAAAAACGCUAACAAAAGCUCUUUUGAGAGUAAGUUACAUACCAUGACCACAGCAAAGUGAGUUGAUUGCAUAGUGCCUGUGUUCACUGCUAUCAGAGCUACUCACUGCUGCCUUUAAAACUAUGUAUUCACUGUAACAUGACGUUGUAGUGCCUUCCCAAAUGAAUAAAACUUGUGAUUUUUUAAAGACACAGAAAGCUGCCUUUCUGCUCUAGUACUGCAGUCAGUGUAACUGUUUCAGUGUCCAACUGAUGCUUGUUCUUACUUCAAUAAACCUCUCGAAGACCAA
Messenger RNA from Peromyscus maniculatus bairdii (prairie deer mouse), 3519 nucleotides. It is a transcript of the gene Papss2, whose product is annotated as 3'-phosphoadenosine 5'-phosphosulfate synthase 2. Lineage: Eukaryota; Metazoa; Chordata; Mammalia; Rodentia; Cricetidae. The record is from RefSeq and is a predicted model, not a curated record. Gene Ontology annotation, molecular function: sulfate adenylyltransferase (ATP) activity; ATP binding; adenylylsulfate kinase activity. Gene Ontology annotation, biological process: sulfate assimilation; 3'-phosphoadenosine 5'-phosphosulfate biosynthetic process.